AUGGUGCAGGAACAGAAAUCACCAGCGUCUGCUAUUUGUCUGCAGUCGAUCGCCGGUUCUUCACCAGCGUCUGGAGGUGGUGUUCCGGCUUGCUCCAGUAUUGCACCAGCGUUACCGUUUUAUUUCCUAGGAGUCAUCUGCGAGUCAUCGGCACCCGUCAUAACUCUUUGUCUCUCGCGCACCCAGGCACUGCAUCAAGGACCUGCAUUGGUGACAGACAGCAAAGCCAGUGUGGAAGAAUACACGCAGAUACGAACGCUCUUUGAGGCAGACGACGUGAAUGGCCAGCACUUCUUCACCAUACAAAUGCCGCCUGUCCUACCCUUCUGGGUACCCGAUCCAGACGAGAUGGCCAAAUCCAAAUCCACCAAGGAGGAACCCGCUCCAGAGGUCACCGAAAUUGAUCAACGUGCUGCAAAAGCGGAAAAAGGCGAAAUCAGUCGAUUGGCCGCCACCAGAGGGACAGAUUGGUCAAAUCAACCUUCAUCAAUCUCUGGUAUGGUCACGAUGGAUUAUGAUGGCAUUCGACUCACACUUUCACCGGGUCAAGAUGUGGACUUUUUGCAGGAACUCGUGGCUAUUGAUGCAGAUGCAAAGAAACAGGCCCCGCCCAACGGCAUUGAGCAAGAACAUCAAAUCUCCACCUGCAUCUUCAGUGGUAAUCAAGCGGCUCCUCUCAGACGUGCUAGAAGAUGGAAAAGCGAAGCACUCUCUCACCGAACAAGCUUCCGCGGCGGCAACGAAACAUGGAUUCCAUCCGUCAACGUCAUUCGCAGCAAUGGCUUUAAGCUUUUUGCUCAUCUCGUGGAGAUUGCACAGCGCAGUGUUUCGGAUAUGUGGGAGGUGGAUGACCAUGGCACAGCUGCAACGAUAGAAAUUGGUGUUGGGACAAGAUCCCCCGCUGAGCAUGCAGGUGUUGAUCGACCUAAUGUCUGGCCUGGUGAGGCUUAA
Messenger RNA from Protomyces lactucae-debilis, 951 nucleotides. RefSeq lists its product as uncharacterized. Gene Ontology annotation, cellular component: RNA polymerase III complex. Gene Ontology annotation, molecular function: DNA binding. The transcript is spliced from 5 exons. Bases 1 to 951 code for a protein of 316 amino acids. Lineage: Eukaryota; Fungi; Ascomycota; Taphrinomycetes; Taphrinales; Protomycetaceae. Gene Ontology annotation, biological process: transcription by RNA polymerase III. The record is from RefSeq and is a predicted model, not a curated record.